This is a messenger RNA of Leptidea sinapis, 4651 nucleotides long. RefSeq names its product chaoptin-like. The coding region runs from base 186 to 3896 and encodes 1236 amino acids. Gene Ontology annotation, cellular component: extracellular matrix. Gene Ontology annotation, molecular function: protein binding. The record is from RefSeq and is a predicted model, not a curated record. The transcript is spliced from 6 exons. NCBI's taxonomy places the organism in Eukaryota, Metazoa, Arthropoda, Insecta, Lepidoptera, Pieridae.
GUGUGCGGGCGUGUUCUCUGUUCUUAGCAGCGGUUGGAUAACGUAUAAAAAAUGUCUCGACACCUAUUAAUGUCAGUACACAUUGUGAGUUACAAGUGAACUGCUAUAUUACUGGCGGUUGUUGAGCUAGAACUUUGGAUGUGGUAUUUGUGAAUAUGUGACGUGUAUUUAUUUUAACUAUUCUGAUGGUGUUUGGUGAUGGAUGCAAGCGGCACAUGCUGCGCCUGGCAAUAGUGGCCACCUGCUUGCUGGCCCAGGUGGUGGCUCCAGGUGGUCUCGAGCCAUGUUCUGGAAGUCCGCUCUGUACCUGCCGGGCAGCUCACAUGUCAUGCACAGCUGUACCAUUGCAUAGGUUUCCAGAGUGGCCGCAAAUAGAUCUCCAGCAUCUAGAUAUAAGUAUGUCGUACUUGGAAGUUAUAACUGAGAGUUCAUUGGAUGGCUUGCGGUUGCAAACUUUAGUUCUCGUAGCAAAUAGAAUACAUUACAUUGAAUCACAUGCAUUAAGCUCAAUGUCAUCAUCACUUGCUUCUUUAGACCUUGGUUACAACGAAUUUACAGAAAUACCAGAAGAGGGAUUAAAAGAUCUAAGAGUCCUAAAUUGGUUAAAUUUACAAAAUAAUUUUAUAUCGCAUAUUGGAACUGAAAUAAGAUGGCAUUAUAUGGAAGAUACUCUAACCAGCUUAUCAUUAAGCAAUAACCAAAUAUCUCAACUAAACUCAAGAGCAUUCACUUCAUUAAAUCACUUACUACAGUUAGAUUUGGAGGGAAAUUAUCUCACAACCAUUACUUCUGAUUCCUUACCUUCUUCCCUGACUGUCCUGAAAGUAUCAAAUAAUUUCCUUUAUGAACUCUCCUGUGAUUUAGUACAGAAUCUUCCAAGACUACAAAUACUCCAUAUCCGUCACAACUUAAUAUCAUUCGAAUUGAACGAUACAUGUGUUAGCAACAAAAUGAAGAAGCUAGAAAAAAUAGACUUAAGUAACAAUAAAAUAAACGGCUAUAAAGACGUUUUUCUAUUUCGUGAAGUUCAAGUUAGGCAGAUUAUAUUAGACUUGAAUGAAUUAACUUUUGUACCGAAAUUUCUUGUUUCCAACAACCGGAUUGAACGUGUGUCUCUAUCCUAUAACAAACUGAGUACGGUGGCUCGGGAAAUAUUUAUUGCACUAAAAAACUCCCUCGAGCAUUUAGAAAUAGAACACAACAAACUGUCCUACUUACCAGACAGUCUAGCACAGGUCUUACGACUUCGACAUUUAUCGCUAGCCUACAAUCAGUUAGAGGAGUCACCCCAACUUCCGAGCCGUAUUCAGACGCUCUCUCUCGCAGGAAACUUUCUAACUUCAAUGCCCUCUGCACUCCAAGCACUUGAGCCGGGAUCCAUUCGUUAUCUCGACUUAAGUUACAACAGGAUAUCUAAUUUGUUCUCUCAUGAAUUCCGAGAUUGGUCUACUUCGCUUGGCACAAUAAACUUGAAAGGUAAUAGGAUUGCACAAAUAUACGACAGUGUUUUCCCUGUACAUAUGCCAGUAAAAGAAAUCAAUUUAAGUUUCAAUGAUCUUUACUAUGUACAUCCUCAAUCUUUUUCUAAUUUAUCUGGUACACUACACGUAUUGGAAUCCUCUUCUACCCUCUUCAGUGGUUAUUUUCCAUUUGAAAUUAAUGAGGGUUUAGAGUCCCUAAGUUGGCUCUCCUUUGAUAACAACGACUUCCAUAUUCUUAGAAUAGCCGAGCUUGCGGCUUUUCCUUACCUUAAAUACCUUAACUUAGAUUAUAAUCGGAUAGUUGAAAUAGUUGUAGAUGAAUAUUACACAAACAUAACUUUAUCUCUAACUAAUAUUAGGUUGUCAUACAAUUUUCUAAGUUGCUUACGCAAAACCACUUUCGAGCGUAUCCCAGAAUUAACCAACUUAGACUUAUCGCACAACCGUAUCAGUAACUUAACAAAGCAUACCUUCGCAAACUUAUCUAACUUGAGAUAUUUAUCUCUUGCAGAUAACGUUAUUGAUUCAGUAGAAACGGGUACAUUUUCUAAUUUACCAAAACUGGAGAUACUGGAACUUCAAAAUAACAAUCUUACAUAUUUAAAUCUCAAUGCGUUACAAAAUGUAUCUAUUUCUAAUAUUAACCUUAGUAUUAACGUAAGCAAUAAUAAAAUAAAAUAUAUAGAUGGAAAUAGCCUUAUUUCCAUUAAUAUUUUCGAUGGUUCUUACAACGAUUUUCACGAAGUUCCGACCGCGUUUUUCAUUGCUGUCGAAUAUACAAUACGACAAGUUAUAUUAUCACAUAACAAAAUAGCUCAUAUUACAAAUGAAGCAUUCGGACAAUCUAUUCUAUUAGAGAUAUUAGACUUACAUAAAAAUAGUAUAAGUAUUAUAAAAAGAAAAUCAUUUUUAGAUUUAAUUUCGUUGCAAAUAUUAGAUUUAUCGUAUAACUCAAUCACACAAUUAGCAGUUGAACAGUUUCAUAAUUUAAAAAAGUUACGCUAUUUAAAAUUGGACCACAAUAACAUAAGACUUUUACCAAGAGAUAUUUUCAAAAAUACAAUAAUAGAGCAUUUAGAUUUAAGCUACAAUGGAAUAUCUUUAUUCCCAGUAACAGCUCUAUCACAAAUAGGAUUUACACUAAGACAUUUAGACUUCACGGGUAAUAAAUUAGAAUACCUAGAUGGUAACAUAUUUCGAAACACACAAUUCUUAUCUAGUCUUAGGUUAGGAAGCAAUUUGCUAACAGUUCUAUCUGAUAACACAUUUUCAAGCCUCAGUGGCCUACGUCGCUUGGACCUGAGCUUCAACUUUAUAAAGGCAAACUUUAAGGAACUGUUUCACAACCUUCCCAACUUAAGGCAUUUGAACCUCGCAAACAUAAGUUUAAAGUCAGUGCCUUAUCUGCCUUUAACAAACUUAACAAGUCUCAAUUUGACUUCUAAUUACAUUAACAGCUUCAAAGAGACUGAUGUUAAGCGACUCCUUAACCUCCGUCACUUAGAUAUAAGCCAUAAUCGACUUACCUCUUUAGUGCCAAAAAUGUGGGUACAUUUAAAAAAUCUAAUUGUACUUGAUAUUUCUUAUAACCCUAUAGUAAGAAUUACGCCAAAUAGUUUCAAAGGACUUGGUAAAUUAUCACAUUUAAAUAUUAACGGCCUUAAAUAUUUAGAUAUAGUCGACCAAGACUCCUUUCGUCCUCUUACCUCCCUCCGGUUCCUCCACAUACAAACUUGGUCCUCAAUAAAUCAUGCCUCAUUUCGUAUAACACAUAUAACGUCAUCCCUCCCUUCCUUAUAUAAGUUGGUAAUACAUUUUAAGGACAGAACAUUGAAGAAUCAACUACAUGGAAUUGAUGCUCGGAAAAUACGGUAUUUAGAAAUAAAAGGCUCUAAUCUGGAAAGAAUAUCAGAGGAUGCAUUUGAACCAUUCGCCAACAGCCAAGAAAUAUUUGUAAAAAUAACAGAAACAUCUAUUUCCAAAUUGCCAGCAACGUUUAUGAAGCACCUCGGCCAAAUUCCCCAACUAGGUAUCGACAUCAGUUACAAUCAAAUCGCAAGACUUAAUCCAGCUAUCUUCUAUCCGAAUUUUACGAGCUGGAGUCACGUAGCGACUAAAUUGCUUUCAGGUGGUUUGAUCAUGACUGGAAAUCCCCUGCGGUGCGAGUGUGACUUGGCUUGGCUUGGAGCGUGGCUUCGCAGAUGGCUUCAAGAGAACGAUGCUGGUAAUGAACUGAGGAGAGCCAUGAGGAGUGCAACUUGCAGGGACCAGUUGGGGCGCCAUCUUCCACUGCUUCAACUUCGAGCAGACGAAGCCGAAUGUCACGCUAGUGCCCUUUCUAGUGAUGCUCAACCAAAUUUCAUAAAUUUUGUAUACACAAUAACUUAUAGUAUAUGGGUUAUAGUUCUUAGAUGAUAAAGCCCAAUUACUAGUUAUAGUAAUGAUGAUAUCUUUGUAUCAUAUCAGGGAUUCAAUUUUAGUUAGUAAUUACAGCCUUUUUUUAAAGAACAGUAUAAUAUUUGGUUUCGUUACAUUUUGUUAUACGCCGUGAACACGGGAACUUAUAUUCACAGAGUUGAAAUUAUAUUUUAUUUAAAAAAAAAAAACAAUAAUAAAAUUAAAGCAUUAGUGAGAAAAAAGUAUUCUUAUACUUUGUUCAAACAAUGUUUUAAUAUUGAUAAAAAUUUUGAGUAAUUUUUACUUUAACAAAAGAUAAAUAAUGGAAGCAAUAAAUCUGAGCAUCUUUAGUAACAACAGUUUUUUUUUUCUAUCAUGAAAGUAUCAUAAAAUACUAUUAACGAAUUUUAAAAGUACUUUUGCCAUAAAAUUUCAAAAUACAAUAUAAUAAUUUAUAGCAGGUCUUACGCCCUUAAUAGCCAUAAAAUCUUCUAUAGUUUCCUAUGUACCGCAUUGAUGUAAUUGUUUUAUUUAUUGCGAGUAUAAUGACGCAAUUAUUUUUCGAAAAAAAAUCCCUUUAUUUUUUUUUAAAGAUCUUUAAUAAACGAUAUGAAUAACCUGCCUAAACCUAAAUAAAAAGGCUGGAACGCUCAGGCUUACUGCUGCCUUUAUAAAUGUAGAGGUUACUAAGCAUUUAAUUUUCUUUUUUUUUUUCAUUUUUGUAUGUCAGAUAUUAUUAUUUUUUAUUUUUUAUAGGAAAAAUAAAUGUAAAU